Rubroshorea leprosula is the source of this 1115-nucleotide messenger RNA. Lineage: Eukaryota; Viridiplantae; Streptophyta; Magnoliopsida; Malvales; Dipterocarpaceae. The record is from the annotation of a GenBank genome assembly.
AAUCUCAAUGAAAUUAAAAUUCCUCCAGUUACCAUUCUCCAUGAAACCACAUUGGUCAAAACUGAAAGCUGCAUAUACUACCUCCCCCAAUUAUUGGAAUCAGAUUCAAAGGUUGCAAGAUAGUGAUGACAUUUUCCCCUCUCACAUAAAAUUCAUCAAAAUCUUCUUAGAGUUAGACACAGAAUUCCAAAAUGGCAAAUUUGUUCAUUAAUCAUAAUCAGGCAAAACAGUAUGCUGAGAGUCGUCCCAGUUAUCCCGACCAACUUUUCCAGUUUAUUUCUUCCAUGACACCUUCCCAUGAUUUUGCUUGGGAUGUCGCCACCGGCAGUGGCCAGGCUGCUCGAUCUUUAGCUGAGAUCUACAAGAACGUGGUAGCGACAGACACGAGCCCAACACAACUCGAGAAUGCACCAAAGCUCCCCAACAUACGGUACCAACAUACCCCUCCCAUCAUGUCCACAGCGGAGCUUGAACAGAAGGUGGCUGCAGAGUCGAGUGUGGAUCUGGUGACGGUGGCUCAAGCGCUGCACUGGUUCGACCUCCCAAAAUUUUACCAACAGGUGAAGUGGGUGCUGAAGAAACCCUAUGGAGUAUUCGCCGCCUGGUGCUACACGAUGCCGGAAGUCAACGACGCCGUUGACGAUUUAAUACGACGAUUCUACGAGAACCCAUACAGGGAUCCGAGGCGUAGAAUGGUGGACGAUAAGUACAGUAGCGUCGAUUUCCCUUUCGAAGCAGUGGAGCGAGCAGGGGGCACGGGGCCAUUUGAAUUUGUGACAGAGAGGGUGAUGGGGUAUGACGAGUAUAUGACGUACUUGAGAUCGUUGUCGAUGUAUCAGAAGGCCAAGGACAACGGCGUGGAGCUGCUGACGGCCGAUGUGGUGGAGGAUUUCAGGCGUGCUUGGAAUGUUGACUGCGGCAAUGGGCAGAAACUGGUUAAGUUUCCUGUGUUUUUGAGAAUCGGUAAGGUGGAGAAGUGAUAAUAUAAUUUGAUACUGGAGGCUUUAGGCCGGAUACGUUUAAGAACAGGAGUUUAGAAAAAUCAUUUUUCUUUUUGAGAAAACUGUGUUAUAUGGUGAAUGGUAUGUAAUUUGUUAUAAAAUCAUUUAAAUGUU